Messenger RNA from Capsicum annuum, 1880 nucleotides. RefSeq names its product solute carrier family 25 member 44. The transcript has a single exon. NCBI's taxonomy places the organism in Eukaryota, Viridiplantae, Streptophyta, Magnoliopsida, Solanales, Solanaceae. The record is from RefSeq and is a predicted model, not a curated record. The coding region runs from base 646 to 1677 and encodes 343 amino acids.
GACGAAUAUACCCCUAACCACUCUGCAACUUGACAGUUGACACGUGCUCUUUUUCUCCACUUUUGUCCAAAUUGCAUCUUACAAAAAUAGAGAAAAAGAAAAAGUGCACACAGGAAGAAGAAGAAAUAGCAUCACCAUCAUUAACAACACAAGUAGCUCACCUUAAUUUCUCUCUAUAACGAUUGAAUAUCUCCGGCGAUAUCGUUGAUUUUCCGGUGAGUUUUCCGAUCAUUUACACCGUUGUGAUUUCUCUAAUUGACCAUCAUGAUACAGAAAUGUUAGGUCCUUUUGCUAUUACCCAUUUCCGAUCCAAAAUAUGGAUUCGUCAGCGAAAAAAAUCCUUCUCUUCUCCAUCUAGCUUCAAUUUUCUAUCACCCCUAAUAGAAUAAUAUCGCCGAAUAUCUCGUGGAUUUAGUCGAAAGCUGGUCCAAAUACUAAGGUUAUCAAAAUAAUAGCCCCUAAUAUCUGGUGGAUUUAGUCUAGGUGCGGAAAGCUGAUCCGGAUAAUACUAUUAUCAAAAUAAUAGCCCCGCGAAAGCUGGCUCGGACAAUACGGUUGCCAGAAUAAUAGCCCCUGAUAUCUACUGUUCAUUUCUGGUAAAAAAGGAUAGAGAAAAUUGAGAACGAGACAGAAAAACUGGCGAAAAUGAGUCUAGGUGUAGCGGAGGAGGAAUCGGGUAAGGAAAUCCAGUUACCAGCGGAUAUAGACUGGAAAAUGUUGGACAAAUCCAAGUUUUUCUUCCUCGGUGCCGCGUUAUUUUCCGGCGUAUCAGCUGCGCUUUACCCUGUUGUUGUGUUGAAGACACGUCAGCAGGUUGCGCAAGCUCAUCUUUCUAGCUUCAAAACUGCCUUCUCCGUUGUUAGGUUAGAAGGAAUUCGCGGGUUAUAUCGCGGCUUUGGGACUUCAUUGAUGGGUACUAUUCCUGCUAGGGCAUUGUACAUGGCUGCUCUUGAGGUCACCAAGAGUAACGUUGGUACCGCCACGGUAAGGCUUGGGAUUCCCGAGCCUACUGCGACCGCGUUAGCCAGUGCUGCUGCUGGGCUAAGCGCGGCUGUGGCUGCACAACUGGUUUGGACUCCUGUUGAUGUUGUGAGCCAGCGGCUCAUGGUGCAGAGUGUCUGUAAUGCAUCAGGAUCGUGUAAAUAUCUCAAUGGGAUCGAUGCGUUUCGGAGAAUUCUCAAAACAGAUGGACCCAAAGGACUGUACAGAGGGUUUGGGUUUUCGAUUUUGACAUAUGCUCCAUCCAAUGCGCUGUGGUGGGCAUCCUACUCCGUUACUCAGCGGCUUGUCUGGAGUGGAUACGGAUGUUACUUCAGCAAGAAUGGCGAUGACAGGAUUGAGGACAACAUCAAGAGUACUCUGAAGCCUAAUUCCAAGACUGUUAUGAUGGUCCAGGGAGUGAGUGCAGCUAUGGCCGGAGGCGUUUCAGCUCUGAUUACAACACCCUUGGACACAAUCAAGACAAGAUUGCAGGUCCUGGAUGGUGAUGAAAACGGUCGUAGAGGGCCAACCGUAGCUCAAACUCUAAGGAAUUUAGUAAGGGAAGGUGGAUGGAUGGCUUGUUAUAGAGGGUUAGGUCCUCGAUGGGCUUCAAUGUCUAUGUCUGCAACCACAAUGAUAACUACUUACGAAUUCCUCAAACGCCUCUCCACGAAGAAUCAAGAAAAUUGGGCAUGAUGAACCCCAUACACAGUUAUCUCUCUUCGUAGGUUUCCUUUUCUCUUUGAUCCAUGUAUGAGUUUUUCUUUUUAAAUGAUGAUCCUUUUAUGCUGAGUUUAAACAUAGACAAGCUUAGAUCAAUAACAAACAUAAUGAUGUAUGCAAGUUGUUCAUGUACAAAGUAUGAAUCUGUAUAUAUAGUCCAAUUUACUAUGAGUUUA